Nannospalax galili (Upper Galilee mountains blind mole rat) is the source of this 609-nucleotide messenger RNA. RefSeq names its product fibrous sheath-interacting protein 1-like. Lineage: Eukaryota; Metazoa; Chordata; Mammalia; Rodentia; Spalacidae. The record is from RefSeq and is a predicted model, not a curated record. The transcript has 4 exons. The annotation marks the transcript as partial.
UUUGACUAAGGCAUCUUCCAUCGUGACAAGGGCAGCUGCCGUGGGGCGAAAGACUUGUCCUUUUGGAAGGGAAGUGGACGACGUUGCGGGUGUCAGCGGCGCCCGUCAGCCGCCUAGCUUUAGUCCCCGCCGGGAAGGGUGUCAAUGGAUAUUAUAAAAGGAAGCUUAGAUGGAAUUUCAAAACCAGCUUCAAGUUCAAGAUCAUGUCCUGGGAGCAGAGGUUCAAAUGCUUCUUUGGAGGUGCUCUCACCAGAACCAGGGUCAUUCAAGAUUGGCAUUGCAAACAAGUUGAAUUCUAGUAAGGAGGACCACUCAUCAAACAGUGAUAGUGAAGAAAGAAGAAAUUGUCAUGAUGAUAAAUGGAAAGACUACUCCGAGGAACUAAAGCUGUCCAGAGAGGGGUCAGAUGAAGAGCUGGACUUGUGUCAACAUCAGAUAAUCCUUGAGCAAUCAGAUGAUCCCAAAUUAGAAGUACUGGAUUCUCAGCUUCGAGAUGCUAUUUGUAAGAUGCAGAGGCUUGAUAAGAUACUGGCAAAAAGACAAUGCAGAGAAAAGGAAAUUAAAAGACAAGGUGUGGAAAUGAGGAUAAAGUUGUGGGAAGAGCUUAAG